This is a messenger RNA of Rhodamnia argentea, 1520 nucleotides long. RefSeq names its product GDSL esterase/lipase At1g74460-like. Gene Ontology annotation, molecular function: hydrolase activity, acting on ester bonds. NCBI's taxonomy places the organism in Eukaryota, Viridiplantae, Streptophyta, Magnoliopsida, Myrtales, Myrtaceae. The transcript has 5 exons. Bases 189 to 1319 code for a protein of 376 amino acids. The record is from RefSeq and is a predicted model, not a curated record.
CCAAGAAGUAGAUACAGUAGGUUUGAAUAAUCGAACAGUUGGUUCAUCAACAAAACCUGGGAGACGUUCGUUUCCUGGUUUCUUGUCAAAAUUUUGUGCACGGAAUCACUUAAAACCCCCCACCUCUCCAAGCUUUCAGAGAAGCACAGAACAGAGCAGAGCUUCAUUAAGAUAUCUGAAUUCUUGAAAUGUCUGUUUCGAAUAUGAAGUUUGUUUUGGUGCUAACGACAUUGAUAGUAACCAUCCUCGGGACAUCGCUUAAUGGAUGCGAUUCCAAGGUCGUGCAGUUCAUUUUCGGGGACUCUCUUUCCGACGUUGGCAACAACAACCGGAUGUCGAGAAGCCUCGCCAAGGCCAACUUGCCGUGGUACGGCAUCGAUUUUGGCAAUGGACUCCCUAAUGGGAGGUUCAGCAAUGGCCGCACUGUUGCAGAUUUCAUUGGCGACGAAAUGGGUCUUCCGAGGCCGCCUCCGUAUCUCGAUCCGUCUCUAACGGAGGACAUGAUUUUGGAAAACGGAGUGAACUAUGCCUCAGGAGGUGGAGGGAUCUUGAAUGAAACAGGGACGUACUUUAUUCAAAGGUUUUCUCUGUACAAGCAAAUCGAGCUCUUCCAUGGAACGCAGCAAAUGAUCAGGAAAAAGAUCGGCACGGAUGCAGCUCAGAAGUUCUUCCAAGAAUCCCGGUAUGUCGUCGCCUUAGGAAGCAAUGACUUCAUCAACAAUUACCUGAUGCCAGUUUACAGCGAUUCGUGGAAAUACAACGAUGAUGCCUUCAUCGAUUAUCUGACCGAGACACUCCAGGGACAACUUGAGUUAUUGCACAGCUUAGGGGCGAGGCAGCUAAUGGUGUUCGGGUUGGGGCCGAUGGGCUGCAUUCCGCUCCAAAGGGUGUUGAGUUCAUCGGGGGACUGUCAAGAUAGGGCGAACAAAUUGGCGCUCAGCUUCAAUCGCGCCACAAGCCAGAUGCUGGAGAAAAUGUCAGGCAAACUCACCAAUGCCAGCUACAGAUUCGCCGAUGCUUAUGAUGUUGUCAACGAUGUAAUAAGCAACCCAUAUAAAUAUGGAUUCAACAACUCGGACUCGCCCUGCUGUUCUUUUGGAAGUAUCAGGCCUGCCCUCACUUGUAUUCCUGCAUCAACACUCUGUCAAGACAGGAGCAAGUAUGUGUUCUGGGAUGAGUACCACCCAACCGAUACCGCUAACCAAAUUGUCGCUAAAGAACUUAAAAAAAAGUUUGGAUUUUCACGCGUGAACAGCGGCAAUGCUCCUUCCAGUGCACCGGCCAUUGCACCAGCCUUUGCACCAUCGCCGCAAGGUUAAGUCCUUGUUUCAGUUGCAGAGAGGCCUCUACUUACGCUCGUUCCACUGUUCAGUUAGUGGAGAACCGCGUUUAGUAAUGUUCAGCGGUCGAGAUCAUGUUAACCAACAGUACAUUUUUGGUACUAGUGUGUUUGUUUCUGUCAAAGUGUCGCUUGCCAACCUGCUAUAAAGUGCUUGCUAAUCACUACCUUCUGCAUGCAA